Penicillium bovifimosum is the source of this 2211-nucleotide messenger RNA. RefSeq lists its product as uncharacterized. The record is from RefSeq and is a predicted model, not a curated record. Bases 1 to 2211 code for a protein of 736 amino acids. Lineage: Eukaryota; Fungi; Ascomycota; Eurotiomycetes; Eurotiales; Aspergillaceae. The transcript has 2 exons.
AUGGAUGACGACGACGAUGACUAUGGCUCCGACGACUUCGGCUCCGACGACUUCGGCUCCCUGCCACCAGGGACGUUGUAUGAGCUGGAACAGAAGGCCUUCCAGGCAACCCAGGCACCCGCCUCACAGUACCGCGCAGAACCGAUAGACAACAAUCUCGCUAUUCGAGCUCAAGCUGAACAAACGAAUGGCAAUGAAUCACUGAGACCGCCGCCUCGCCUACACACGGGAUUGACAAGCGACUACAAUACAUUGGAGGUGGGGGAAGUGGAUGCUGAGGUGUACGAAAACGUGGAUGGGCAGCAUGUCAUUCCCCUAGGCCACCAGAUACAUCCCAUGGAUGAGAGCUGGCCUGCUCACGGGCAGCAGGAUGAUGCCAUGGAGGUGGACGAGUACUACGGACACGGCGAUGCCGCUGCGGAGAUCAACGCACGCUUGCUACAAAUGGAACAAGAAAGGAAUCAAAUGAUGCAAGAGCUAGCCGAAGCCAGAAUACAACUGGAAACGAAAGCCGGGGAAAUCUCCAUCAUUCGCAAGAAGCAAGCAGCGAUCACAGAAGAACAUGACCGGCAAUUGGCCACUCUCCGGAAAACAAUGGCCGACGAGAUCGCCAAGCACAAGCAAGAGGUGGAGGCGGCUCGAUCUGAAGGCAAGGUCCUGGCAACGGAGAAUGUAUUCUUACAACAAGAUCUCGUGGAUGAAGCCUUCCAGGCUCGGCGCUACAAAUCAAAGCACCGCGAGAAGGAAGCCCCAAUUACUCCUAAGAAAUCCCGGGUGCUUCCCUUUCGCGAUGGGUUUGACGAUGACGAGAUCGUCAUGAUAUCGCCCAGCAAAUCCGCUUCACGUUCCAAGCGAGCCACGCCAACAGUUCCCGGAAAGCGUAAACGACAGUCGAGCCAAGACAGCGUUGUGCCUCUAGAUUUGAAUCCUUCUGGUGUGGAGCCCAUUAUAACUGAUGCGCCAGUCGAUGUCGAAGAGGUCAAGAGCAAGCCCGAGUCAAGCCGCAAUCAGCGGUUCAUCAUGCGGCUCUUGGGCCGUCGUGCGCAUCCCGAACAGGAGACUGACCUGGAGGCUCUGGCUAAGCUUACUUUUCCCUCGGAACCGACUCGAUCCAUGUCCAGCACGAUUAUGGAUGCCAUGGCUCGUGCCGACCCGGACAAUUACAUACUAGAAUAUACGCGAACGAUCUCCUCUUUAUGGCAGCGGGCCAUCAACGAGAAAUUCUACGAACCAAUUCCCCGGUUGCAAGCUAUUGUACAAUAUAGCUUGAUGUCAGACGACCUCCAACUCUCGGAUCUGAUUACGCCUCUAGUUGGGGUCUUACAAGACACUGUCGAGGUGAAUGCCGUACCUCGCUUCAAGUACGCACCGGCAUCCCGAGACAAACGGAUGACUCGACAGACCCCACAAGCAGAUCUGCAGCCACUGAUCGACUCGACUGGAGCCAUGCGUCUACUAUAUCAAAUCGCGUGCGGAGUGCUGCACAUCGAGAGUGCAAUGGAGGAAUUCUGGCAGAAUGUCCGCAUCUCUUUCAUUCUAGUGAUGCUUCAUCCGUCACACCCGCUCGGUGACAUUGUCCUCCUAAUGAACCUUCUAUCAACGAGCAUUCGCCCCGACUCCUUCGGUCCGAUCAGGAGUUCUGACCAGGACCAACUAGAUGUGCAAAAGUGGAUCGUGGACCGUCUCACUCAUAUGUUGAGCGAGCCAGCGAUACCAGAUGAAGGCGUUGAGCCAUACACCGCACACGACAUCUGCGCGAUGCGACUCGAGGUUUUACUGCUCCUGGAGUCACUCGCGUUCCAGCCUACCGCUGCAACGCAAAAGCAUGCAAGCACAAUUCUUGCGCUGCAUCCGAAUGCGCUGGCUCGCUUGUUCCGGUCGAUGCAUGAUGAGCUGGAUGCGCUUUACUCUUCACCGCCGGAAUCCGAGCUGCGUGUUUCGCUGGUCAACGGACUCAUGCGGCUGAUCUUUGGAGUUAUGCGUCAACAUGCGUCCUUGAUCAAUAUGCAGGAGAAGCUGGCGUGUGUGUCUGGCAGUAAGCAGAAGCAUCUAGUUGUGUUGACUCGGUUGGCAUUUUGUGAUGGCACCGUGCUGGAGGCUGGCAUCGAUGAUGAGACUGUCGAUAUGGCGCACGAACUGCUUGAAGAAUGGACUAAUCCUCAAGAGGCAGAGUCGUUGGCAGAGGCGUUUCCGAGCUCAAGGAGAGAGUAA